ACCACAUUCUCUUGUAAGACCACCAUCUCCCAAUCAUCCGCCCUCUCUAUGUGGACUAUGAAGCACAAAUCCACACACCCCUCGUCUCUAUCUCUAUCAACACUAGUGUCACCACAACCAUCACCGUAUCAAUUUAUUAUUAUUAACCCUGCCACUAUAAUCAUUACAAUCAUAAUUGAAACUAGAACUAGAACUAGGAUCACUCUACUAUCACCAUUAUCGAAAUCGAAACCAAAAUCAAAAUCAUUCCACCACCACGACUAACUAUUCCUAUUACAACUAGAACCAGAAUUCACUUUACUGCCACCAACACUACAACCGCCAACCAUAAUCACUUCAUCACCUGCAACAUUAUCGUCACCGCUACAACUAGAACUUGAAUCACUUUCACCACGACCACCAGCAACAACAACACAGCAAUCACUGCCACAACUAGAGCUAAAAUCACUUCACCACCAUCACCACCACAAUCGUCAUCGUCAAAACCAAAAAAAUAAUCACUUCUCUAACGACAUUCAUGGAUUCGAAACCUCUCACCAACGAAGGAUCAAAAACAGCAAAACAACCAGUCAACAAAACUAGUACAAAGGAGCAAGACAAGCGUGUCAUUACGGGUAAGCACCACCGUACAUAUCGGGGAGUUAGAUUGCGAACAUGGGGGAAAUGGGUGUCGGAAAUACGCGAACCAAGGAAGAAGUCCAGAAUAUGGCUCGGAACAUACCCAAAAGCUGAAAUGGCAGCUCGAGCACAUGAUGUAGCUGCACUAGCCAUUAGAGGCCAUUCAGUGACUCUCAACUUCCCGGAAUUGGCUCACAAACUUCCUCGCCCCGCCACCACUGCCCCUAAAGAUAUCCAAGCUGCAGCCGCCUUAGCAGCUUCCGGUGAAUUCGAUGAACCGGAAAAAAUGGACAGUGAAGAUCAGCCAAGCCAACAUGAUGAUGAUCAGAUCACAAUGUCUCAAGAAUUGGGAACAUGCCAAGAAAGUGAAGAUGGUGAUGAUGAUACCUUGUUUGACCUUCCUGAUCUGUUACUGGAUUCUAUGGAUAGGUCACUUGAGUUCUCUUAUGCUUCGUGGUUUGAGGUUGGUUUUCAAUUUGAGGAACCGUUUUUAUGGGAUUACAACUAGAGCAACAAUGCAUCUGCAUAUCUUAAUAUUUUAGUACUUUUUUCUUUUCUUUUUUUUAUUUCGUUUCGACUAGUCUUUGGCGUAAUAAUGUUACCAUAAUUAUACUUCUUUAUCAUAUUAGAGGAAUUUUAAUUCAGUGUAAUGUUUA
This is a messenger RNA of Camellia sinensis, 1274 nucleotides long. The record is from RefSeq and is a predicted model, not a curated record. NCBI's taxonomy places the organism in Eukaryota, Viridiplantae, Streptophyta, Magnoliopsida, Ericales, Theaceae.